Molecule: messenger RNA, 1083 nt
Organism: Panicum hallii
Lineage: Eukaryota; Viridiplantae; Streptophyta; Magnoliopsida; Poales; Poaceae
Exons: 2
Coding region: 112-660 (182 amino acids)
Source: RefSeq, a predicted model, not a curated record
CUUUCUCUCGCUCCCUUCCUAAUACCCUCGUUAAUCUUAUCGGGUAGGAUAACAGAUACCGCAGCCGCCAACCGCUAGGGUUCUGGAGCGGACUUCAACCAAGGGAAGAAGAUGGCGACCCCUCCGGAGGCGGUGAGACCAGCGGCAACGGGGACACCUGCGUCGUGCACGGCCGCCACACCUGCGGCGGCAACGGAACCUGCGUUCUCCAGGCCAACACCUGCGUCGGCGACCUCACUUGCAUCCACGGUGUCUAGAUCCAGGGCGACGAUGGCGCUUUUCCGGACACCUUCGGCCAGGACGGCGACACCUGCUUUGGCCGAACAAGAUGGAGGUAACGGCAGCCAAGAACCUGAAAGCUGCCUGCGUUCCUCUCAGAUUGACAACAGAUCGGAAGAAAAAUGGACUCUGUAUUUCACUUGCAAGGGGGUACCAGCAGGACAAGAAUUUAUUCAAUAUGAAACAGACAGGAGUGAUCUCACGUUUGGUAACUUAUUAAUAAUGAAAUCACAUAUGGGGUAUGGUGUCAGGGACUACUUGUACUAUAAGAACAAGAAGGCUGUAGCAACACUAAAGGAAAUCGACUAUGAUGUCGAUGCGAAUUCAAUGGUAGUAAUUAAUGCGGACGAGGGGGAGAUACGAUUAGUAGGGAUCAAGUAACAGAGUGAAAUAUGGACAUAACACCCAUUAAAUUGCCAAAAAAUACACCAAUUAAUGAAGACUUUGUAGAUGAGUCAAUUGAUGAAUACAAGGAUUGGCUUUCUGAUCUACAUGAACAGGGCGAAGCUAUGGGUAAGUUAUGUUGCUACCCUAAUCAAGCACGUCAAUUAGAAGCUUAAAAUUGAAUUUUCUAGGCUUGGAGGACCUGUAGGUGACAACACACGUACGUUCACUGAUGAAAUAGUAAUACUUAUGAGGAAAAGGGCAUCAUUUAUUGGAGUGAGAACGUGGAGAGAUAUCGAUCAAGAUGUAAAAAACUCAAUAGUAUCUGAUGUGAUGGUAAGCGUCUUAUUUCUUUCAAUUGCGUAACCUUUUUAAUUAUCAAAUAAUGCCAGAAAUGACAUAGUAUUUGUAUUUUCUAUU